Molecule: messenger RNA, 379 nt
Organism: Staurois parvus
Lineage: Eukaryota; Metazoa; Chordata; Amphibia; Anura; Ranidae
Source: the annotation of a GenBank genome assembly
UGUCCUAUUGGGGAGAUUUAUCUUCACUUCCUGUCCAAUAUCAACACCAAGAAGUGAGUAGAAAUUCAUCCAAAGUGAGGAAUGUUUCCAGGGUCACCAGAACUACAGUGCUCUUUGGCUCAUUGACUGCUGUUUUCUAGGGGCAAUGGCCAUACAGGCUGCAAUAGGAGCUCUCACAUGUAGCACUACCCAGGGGCGGACUGACAACUCAUGGGGCUCCCGGGCAAUAGGGGACCAUGGGGCCCCUGUGUCCUUGCCCAAACUCAAAAAAGCCUAUGCAAAAGGUACCAGGGGCAUCUCAUGGGGCCCCCCACUGACCCCGAGCCCUCGGGCAGUGCCCGAGUUUCCAAAUGGUCAGUCCACCUCUGGCACUACCCCC